AUGGCUGAAGCAGAACACACGGCAUUGCUCCUGAAGUGCUAUACAAAGCUCAAGGAUUUCUCCACCCUGGAGGAGUUCUUGGAGACGACGCCUCCUUCCCAGUAUGACCAUGCGACUGCCAUUGAGGUUUUGGAAUCUGCGUCCUAUUAUGGCUUGGCCUCAGAGGUGGCUCGCAAGGUGGGCCGCUUUGAUGACUUCGUACGGAUCUCUUUGGAGCAGUUCAAGAACUGCAGCGCCACUGUGGAGUUCCUACAUUCUUUGCCCAAAGCAGAGGCUGGGAGAAUCCUCCUUCAGCGGGGUCGUGCUCUGAUGCGGCACGCACCGAAGGAGACCAUCGCACUGGUCCGUCAGGUCUUCCUUCGCUCCGUGCUGCUGGAUGAGGGUUGUCAACUGCCACCAGCCAAGGAUGCUAAGCGCUUGCUGGACGUGUGCAAGCGCUGUGGGCCUGCUGACCAGAGCCUUUGGGUCCAGGCCUUAUCCUUCUUAUCCUCUCCAGAGAGUGGUGGACGUCACCUCGAAGAGAUCCAGGAGGUCUUGCGUCACAUCGAGGACAGCGAUUUGAUGCCUUUGCUGCUGGUGAUCGAAACCUUGCGACACAGCGAGGAGGUGACCAUUGGAGAUGUACGGCCCUAUUUGCAGGCUCAAUACAAACGGCUGGUGGAUUCGUUGGAGACUUCUCGUGGGAAGUCUGCCCAGGACCGCCAUGAGAUUGCACGGAUGCAGCAAGAGAUCAUCAAGCUCCGCACUGAGGCCAAGGAGUUCCAGAACACCCGGUGCUUUCAGUGUGGCCUGACCUUGGAUGUACCUGCAGUGCACUUCUUCUGCGGCCACUCGUACCACUCGUAUUGCACUCCCUCAGAUGGAACUUGCCCAAAGUGCUCAUCGGGAGCUUUGCCGAAGCUCUCGCUAAAGGAGCAACGUGAAGCACAAGCUCGGAAUGUGGAGGACUUCUUCAAGUAUCUUCAAGGUGGUGCCGGUGACCGUGGCGUCCAAGCCAUGGGUGAAUGGUGCAAGUUCGGCGCCUUCGACGCCGCGCAGAUCGAUCCCGAGGAU
Molecule: messenger RNA, 1053 nt
Organism: Durusdinium trenchii
Lineage: Eukaryota; Dinophyceae; Suessiales; Symbiodiniaceae
Source: the annotation of a GenBank genome assembly